Molecule: messenger RNA, 980 nt
Organism: Colias croceus (clouded yellow)
Lineage: Eukaryota; Metazoa; Arthropoda; Insecta; Lepidoptera; Pieridae
Gene: Ctr1B
Product: high affinity copper uptake protein 1
Exons: 4
Coding region: 111-656 (181 amino acids)
Biological process (GO): copper ion transmembrane transport
Cellular component (GO): membrane
Molecular function (GO): copper ion transmembrane transporter activity
Source: RefSeq, a predicted model, not a curated record
CGUUACUGCCGAAUGAGAACGUUUCGCGCCAUUUCUUGAAAAUCGAAUCCGUCGCGAGUGUUGACAUUUGACAAAAAGUUUUUUUUUUUAUUUGUUAAACCAAAAUAGCCAUGGAACACCACCACCAUGACCAUGCAAUGGAGGCAGUAUCACACAACCACGAGGAGCAGGCGAUGGCGCCGACCAGCUGCCACGGGGACCACGGACAUGCUAUGGUGUUCCAUGCGGGUGUAGUCCAGGAGAUCCUCUUCAAAGGCUGGGAGACCUCCAACGCGUUGGAACUCUUUGGUUCCUGUGUCGCCAUCUUCGUGGCCAGCGUGAUGUAUGAAGGCUUCAAGUAUUACAGGGAAACGCUGUUUGAAAAGGCGGCACUCGCGGCGACUGCUGACUCGCAAGUUAAUAUUGCUAAGAAUGAAAAUGGAACGAAUAGGUCCUGUCAUGCAAGGCGGACUACAUACACAAUGUUCUCAAGCGGCCACAUAUACCAAACAUGUCUCUACUUCGUACAAGCCUGGGUGUCCUACAUACUCAUGCUGGUCUUCAUGACGUACAACGUGUGGCUCUGCUUGGCUCUGGUCCUCGGCCUGGCGCUCGGGUACUUCCUCUUUGGCUGGAGGAAAACAACGGCCAUAGACAACAGCGAGUGUUGCAUGUAACCACAGACUAACAAGAAUAUUGUAGAGAGACUAGAGACAUGAUAUUAUUCAUGACAAUGUAUAUAAUAAACAUUCUAGAAUGAUUGACUAUGUUUGAGCGAUGCUUGUAAUUAUUAAAUUAUAUAUCUUCAAAGUACCUACCUAUGUAAAUUCUACAAAUUUGCUGAAUCUUUUUAUAUACUUCUUGGUUAAGAUUAUAAAUUAGAUUUUGGGUAAUUGGCGGGAAAAUUUAAAAAUAUUAUUGAUGAAGCACAAAUUAUUGAUAUGUUAUAAUUAUGAACGUAUAAGUUAAUUAAUGUCAUGUUUGUGUUGAAUGCAAUUUGC